This is a messenger RNA of Lates calcarifer (barramundi perch), 1407 nucleotides long. RefSeq names its product GLI pathogenesis-related 2, like (gene glipr2l). Gene Ontology annotation, cellular component: extracellular region. Bases 376 to 846 code for a protein of 156 amino acids. The record is from RefSeq and is a predicted model, not a curated record. The transcript is spliced from 5 exons. Lineage: Eukaryota; Metazoa; Chordata; Actinopteri; Centropomidae.
UGUUGGGCAUGCAGUCAGUGGGGUGUGUGGCUACAAGACAGACAGGCAGGUUGUGCUGAAUGAAGUGAAACAAAACUUGAGGAAGCAGCAUAUUACGUAAAGAUCAGCACAUCCAGAUAAAUAGCUAAAGGGGAACUUUGCACAACUGCUAUAAGUUCAAGGUGGAAUUGAAGGCCCAAAAUACAAGCGUUAGCAGCUGUUUCAGAGCAUCACCGUUCGAUAGACAGCACUAAAAGGAAGAGAGAGGGAGAGGGAGCAAGCAAGAGAGAAAGAGGCAGAGAGAAAGAGAACAGUAACAGAAAACCAGACAGAGGAGAGGCCGCUUCUGUUCAAGCUUGUUACUGAUCUUACUGAAAGGCUUCCUGUGUCAGCACCAUGGGAAAGUCAGCCUCAAAGCAGUUCGCCGAAGAGGUGCUGCAGUGCCAUAAUGAGUACAGGAUAAAGCACCAGGCUCCUCCACUGAAGCUGAGCAACAAGCUGAGCAGAGAGGCUGCCCGUUAUGCUGAAAGUCUGGCCAGCACACGGAUCCUGAAACACAGUGUGGAGUCCAGUAGAGGGAGCUGUGGAGAGAACCUGGCGUGGGCCUCUUAUGACCAAUCAGGGAAGGACGUGGCAGACCGCUGGUAUGAUGAAGUGAAACAGUACAAUUUCAACCGUCCUGGAUUCUCCUCCGGCACUGGCCAUUUCACAGCAAUGGUGUGGAAGAGCACUAAAAAACUGGGCGUUGGUAAGGCCACUGCAUCAGAUGGUUCUUCCUUUGUGGUGGCAAGAUACUUCCCAGCUGGGAAUAUCACUAACCAGGGACACUUUGAGAACAACGUUCUCCCAGCUAAAACUACUUCCUAAAGGUGUCUAGAUCCCCAAAGGCAUUUAUUCCUUUUUGCAGGAGGGAAGUUACCUGCAUGCACUGCUAUGGAGAAUACUCAGGAGAGCACCAAUUCUUGCCAUACUUUGAUCUUAUAUGGAUUCUAGAAGAUGAAAUGUACUGGGCUUUAAGUCCUAUGUUUGCAAUUUGGAAAGGGAUGUGUAUGAAAGAAGCACUACUGUUUGACUUUGCUAACAACACAAAUGCACCAUGUGGAUUGUGUAAUCUUGAUUCUGACGGUCAUUUACAUUACCUGUGACAGUAUUUCAUUCAUUAAUUCCAGUACUUUUAUAUUUUCACACACUGAAAUCCACCAUAGCCUCACAUCUGUAUUUGUGUAAGAAUGUGAACUAAUUUAGUCAGAAGGACAAGGACUACACAUUUACAUAUGGAGUCACUGCUUGUAAUAUAAAGCUGCAUGACUCAACAUGUUUGGUAUGUGUUUGUGUUAUUGCCACUGCUUGUCAAAGCAGAACACUGCUGUCCCAGAUGUGUUUUUUGUACUCUAAUCAGUUUUGUACAAUAAAGUUGAUAGAUUAUCA